AUGCCCAUCCGACGUCGUGGGCGGAGCGUUGCACGACGCAAGAAGCAGAUUCCCCUCUCCGCCCGCCCGUCCUGGCCGCCCCUCCCCGACACAGCAACACGACCGGAUGUCUCGACAUGCGAACAAGGAAAGGAAAAGAAAUGUAAAGCCAACGAUGCCACGCACGCAACGUGGUCUAGAGUGCGGUUCCCCGUUUUGUCCAAUCGGCCAAGCGGUCCCUCCUCGGCGGCGACGGCUUUCCACGGCCGCACGCAACAAGUCCAGGUUGCGGCCACCGACAAGCAGGUCCUUCCCACCGCUCUCCCAGCGAGAUUCCAGCUUUUUCUCCAGAACACGCACAGACAGGCAGACGUCACUUCGCGCGGCUUCCCGCCGAGCGCGGAAACACGUGCGCCGGUCCCGCUCCAAGGCCAUGGAGCUCGUGGCUACAUUUUCCCCCGCAUCGCCGACAUGCCGGUCGGGUCUGCGCGUCGAGCAAGCACCCGCAGCAUCCUCCACCGUCGCCAUGCCGGGGGGUGA
Drechmeria coniospora is the source of this 519-nucleotide messenger RNA. RefSeq lists its product as uncharacterized. The transcript has a single exon. The record is from RefSeq and is a predicted model, not a curated record. Lineage: Eukaryota; Fungi; Ascomycota; Sordariomycetes; Hypocreales; Ophiocordycipitaceae. Bases 1 to 519 code for a protein of 172 amino acids.